Messenger RNA from Python bivittatus (Burmese python), 992 nucleotides. It is a transcript of the gene NHP2, whose product is annotated as NHP2 ribonucleoprotein. The record is from RefSeq and is a predicted model, not a curated record. Gene Ontology annotation, cellular component: nucleolus. NCBI's taxonomy places the organism in Eukaryota, Metazoa, Chordata, Lepidosauria, Squamata, Pythonidae. Gene Ontology annotation, molecular function: RNA binding.
CACAAAAACGGAAGUAGGGUAGCAGAGAAAGAAGCGGCACGUGGGUCUGCGUUUCUCGAAUUGCGGCCAUGGGUCGAGUCAAGCACCAGGAGUCAGGGGAAGCGCCGGAGACGGAGGCAACCCCGGAACGGUCGUACCACGAGCUGGUCGAAAACGUAAAUGCUAUUGCGCGGCCGCUAGCCUCCCGGAAGCUCACACGCAAACUCUACAAGUGCAUCAAAAAAGCAUCGAAGCUUAAACAAAUCCGGCGAGGGGUGAAAGAGGUCCAAAAAUUCAUCAACAAAGGCGAAAAAGGAAUCACAGUUCUUGCAGGAGACACAUUGCCUAUUGAUGUUUAUUGCCACAUCCCUAUCAUGUGUGAAGACAGGAAUCUUCCCUAUGUCUAUAUUCCAUCUAAAACGGAUUUGGGAGCAGCAGCAGGUUCAAAACGUCCAACCUGCGUUAUCAUGAUAAAGGCUCAUGAGGAAUAUCAGGAAGCUUACAAUGAGUGCUUGGAGGAAGUGGAAGCUCUUCCUCUCCCUUUGUGAAAAACAUGAAUGGCAGAUACUGAUAUAACUGGGUUCUAUCUAUAGGUUUUAUGUGGUUAAACUUCAGUUUCGUGCCAGUUGUGUAUGACAGUUGGUCUUGGUUGGUGAGGUGAGGAAUAGAUCAAGUGACCUGUUGAGAGCCCAAGAACUGUAGCAGCUGUGCUGUAAUCAUCUGUUUUUGAACAGAUUUAGUGCAAUUCUUGCAGUGAAAUUUUGUGUUAAAAUACUGCUACAUGUUCAGCUCUGAAAGAAGUCUAGAGGGAUCAUUAAAAGAUUUGUAGAUGUAUUGGUAUUUUCCAAUUCAAUAUACUAUAGCCUUAAAUAUCACACGAUCUUUCUUGCUUACUCGGAAGUAUCUUUUCAAGUUGUGUUCCCUCUCUGCUUGGGGUAGAGAACUUUUCUUGCCUGAUUGCAUGCUGUCUUAUACACAUAGAAAUGCUGUUGAAAAUUAAAAAUCAAAUGUCA